This is a messenger RNA of Xyrauchen texanus (razorback sucker), 3328 nucleotides long. RefSeq lists its product as uncharacterized. Lineage: Eukaryota; Metazoa; Chordata; Actinopteri; Cypriniformes; Catostomidae. The transcript has 17 exons. The record is from RefSeq and is a predicted model, not a curated record. Gene Ontology annotation, molecular function: zinc ion binding; DNA binding. Bases 102 to 2669 code for a protein of 855 amino acids.
CUUCCGGUCCCUGUCCGGUGUAUGUGUGUUUCAAAUAUUUCCAUUUGAGGAGCGUUUCGAGAUUUGCAGCUCUAAAGAAGAAAAGCGAGGGCUUUGAAAAUAUGGAGACAGAGGAUGUAGCAGCUGAGGCACCUGUAGAACCACCAACCGAAGCGCUAGAUGCAAAUACUGAGUCAAACAAAGAGCCCAAUGUAAGCGCAGACAUUCAGGACAUUCAGAACCAUGUCACAGACAACAACAAAGAGGAAUCCGUGACUGAGACGCAAGGUGAGUCUGACAAAGUCACAGAAGGGGAGACUGCUCCUAGUGGACAAGUCGCGGACAAUCCUCCUUGUGACUGGUUGGAGCCACUUGAAGAAGACUGUGAUGAAGCUGAUGCUCAGAGCUGUGAUCAGGAUGGAGCAGAGAGCGUUGCGGGGAGUGAGAGGAGUGGGAGUCUGGCUAGCGGAUGGAAGAACUUUGGGGGCAGAGGUGGCGGAUUUAAACCUCGGAGGAGACCACAGUGUGAGGCUGAUGAAGGCUGGGAAGAUUGCUCUUUAUUAGGGGAAGGAUGGAAACGCAAACAGGUUUUCCGUCGAUCAGGCACAAGUGAAGGACGCAGUGACACGUACUAUACAAGUCCUGCCGGUCAUAAAGUGAGAAGUAGGGUUGAGCUUUUGAAAUAUGUAGAUCCUUCCAUCGACCUCACAAACUUUGAUUUCAAGACGGGCAAGAUCCUUGAUGUUGUGGUUCCAAGAAGAGGAAGGAAGAGGAAAGUGGAUUCUCCCCUGCUUUACUUCGGAGGCUCCUCUGAAGUUCCAAAAAAAUUAACGGAUACAGGUGGCUGGGCCGGUAGUUCAGGAUCUUCAGCAAAUCUCAGUGCCUUUCAGAGAGAAGGCCCAUAUGUCAGACCGAUGGUUGAGAAUUCCAGAACCAUGCCAGAUACCAAUGUCCCAAACGUCACCAAUCCUCCACAUUUUGGUCCAACUCAAAUUCCAGCGAAGCCAACUGCUCCUCCCCCGGGGGUUUCAGGCGGGCUUAUGAAUGGCAGUAGUGGAACUUCGCGACCUUUGUUGACUGUCUGCGUAAAAUGUAAUAAAACCAUUGCAUUUGAAGAGGGACAAACUCUGUGCCAGACCUGCCUGCUCGAGUGUAACAUACCAAUAGCGAGAAGCAGGAAACCCUACAAAAAGUGGGUCCCAUGUGGCCGGUGCCGGGCUUGCCAAGUUACGACGGACUGUGGAAAAUGUGUUAGCUGCAGAAAUGGCAAGCUUCGGCUUCGACUGAAUAUCCGCUCCCGGAAAAUCGUUAAAUGUCGCAGACGAAAAUGUUUACACCCUGUCCGUAGGGACAAGAGUGGAAAGACACCAGGAGGAAACAUUUCAAACACGUUUGGAUCCAUGAGCACAGCUUCAAUUAUUUCAAAACCUUCAGUCUCAGAUUUUGAGGAAUCACAGAGCUCCUUGCCACAGUUCAGUGACUCAGAGGAUCUGUCUCUGUUCUUUGGCGGUAAUGAUGGUGACUAUGGCUAUGAUGAGAUGGUUGCGGGAAAGUUACGUCGCCGGUCCUGUGGGAAAUGUAGAGGUUGUGUUCGACGUACCGACUGUGGAACCUGUGAUUUUUGCAUGGACAAACCCAAGUUUGGAGGCAGGAAUAAAAAAAGACAGAAAUGCCGUCUACGGCAGUGUGAAAGAGAGGCUAUGAAGCAUUUGCUGCCCAUGGAUGAGAAUCAGUCGGACAUGCUUAUUCCCGAGGAACGUGGCAGGCCGAGGCCACGUUACACAUAUUCACGUGGUAGACCCAGGAACAGAAGAUCAUGGGAUUUCGAGGUCUCAGAUAAUGAGGCUGAACUUUAUGAGAGCCCAAAGCCUUUCUCAGGUUCUGCACAGAUAGUGAAAAGAGACAGGCUCGUCCUCCCCAAUUAUAAUGGAAAGGCCUACAGUUAUUCUGACAUUCCAAACAGUUAUAUGCUUAACCACAUCCCACUCUACAGCUCCCAUAAUGUUGAGAUCAGCCCCCAGCUGCACGUUGGAAGGGCAGAAAUGAUCAAAGAAAAUGGGCUUCAAGGCAGUGGCAUCAAUAGCAGAGGCCUUCUGUCUGUUAGACCAGAAAUUCUGCAAGAUGUCCAUCCUACUACAAGAUGCGAGUUAAUGCCAUUUCCCCCAAGCUAUGGAUCUGGUGCUGUUGAACAGGAGUUUGAGUCUUCCCCAUCGAUCACCCAGAUAUUCAGUAUGGCUGACAAUGACCCUGCCACCAAAGGCAUUGACCUCGAUCAUGAGCUGAUGCAGCUCCUGAGGUCUCUUCGCAGCACGAUACUUCCUGUACUCUGGUACUGCGUUGCAAAUGAGGGACCACAGUUGCAGCUAAUGCAAUGCUCCAAGCGCUCCACUAUGGCAGACACCAUCGUUCAUAUUGAGCCCAACUUCCACUACCACAUCAGCGUCCAGGAACAGCCCCUCUUACCCACCCACAAACUCUACGAGAGCCAUCCACCUCUUCUCACCACAACAACAGAGAUCAUUGCCCUCCUCGAGGAUCUGGAAAAGCAUGCUGUCUGCCAGGGCUUUUCGAACAAAGGUUCUCCACCUGGACAAGAGCCGGUUCUUCCGGAGCGGGCGGCAACUUGCGACUUUCUCAUUUUACCAGAGGCAGAACGCUGUCCAAAAUGCUCAACACCACAACAGGCAUAGAGAAAAUGUUCAGCACAUAAGAACAGGUCUGAAAGGAAUAGUUUACCCAAACAUGACCAUUGUCAUCAUUUGCUCACCGUCAUGUUGUUUCAAACCAGUAUGACACUUUUUUUUUUCUUUCAUAUGCGGAACCCAAGAGCAAAAUUGUAAUGAAUUGUCUGGUCUUUCUAUUCAAUAUAAUGGCAAUUGAUAGUGUGCGACUCACUUUAAACUUUAAAAAAGUACCCAAAUGUAUCACAAUGUUAGUCCAUGAGGCUCCUGUGACUUAUUUAGAGUCUUCUGAAGACAUAGGAUAGGGUUUUAAUGAGAAAUAACCCAAAAUGCAUUUAUUUUUCAGUUAAAAUCUUGAUGUCUGUUCUGCGUUAAUGAGUGCGUGAGAGAAGCGUGUUCAUGUGAGAACUUGAGUUGUUUUUAGCUCUAAACCUUAAACCUAAUGAACAAACUGCUACUUUUGAUGGUCCUUUUUUAUGUUUUAAAGUAAUUUGCUAUGAACUGUCAUUGCAGAUAGAGAGUGUGUGUGUGUGUGUGUGUGUGUGUGUAUAUAUAUAUAUACAUAUAUGUGUGUGUGUGUGUGUGUGUGUGUGUGUGUGUGUAUAUAUAUAUAUAUAUAUAUAUACAUAUGUGUGUGUGUGUGUGUGUGUAUAUGUAUAUAUAUAUAU